Salvelinus namaycush (lake trout) is the source of this 1074-nucleotide messenger RNA. RefSeq names its product progestin and adipoQ receptor family member VIII (gene paqr8). The coding region runs from base 1 to 1074 and encodes 357 amino acids. Gene Ontology annotation, molecular function: steroid binding; nuclear steroid receptor activity. Gene Ontology annotation, cellular component: plasma membrane. Gene Ontology annotation, biological process: response to steroid hormone. Lineage: Eukaryota; Metazoa; Chordata; Actinopteri; Salmoniformes; Salmonidae. The transcript has 3 exons. The record is from RefSeq and is a predicted model, not a curated record.
AUGUCCAGCGGAGCCCUGGGGCGUCUCAGCACCUUGACUCUGAGUGUGAAGCAGCUCAGCCGGCUGCCUCACCUCUCCGACAUCCUCCCCUCUUCACUCCCCUCCCUCCCCUCCCCCAGCCCCACCGUCCUUGUCUCCUGCGUCCCCACUCUGUUCCAGGAGCCUUACAUCCUCUCCGGCUACCGCCCAGUGGGGCAAGACUGGCGCUGCUACCUCCUCAGCCUCUUCCAGAGACACAAUGAAUCCCUCAACGUCUGGACACACCUUCUGGCAGGUCCCCUGGUGCUACUACGUGUCUGGGCCUAUGGAUUGUCCCUAGACUCAGCGUCCCUGCCUUUCUGCCUGUACAUACUGUCUGCCCUCACCUACUUGUGUUGUAGCGUAGCAGCCCACCUGCUCCAGUCCCACUCCGAGCUGGCCCACUAUUCCCUGUUCUUCCUGGAUUAUGUGGGUGUGUCUGUGUAUCAGUAUGGCUGUUCCCUGGCUCACUAUUUCUACUGCUCUGAGCCUGCCUGGAGGGAGAGCACCGUAGGGUUCUGGUUCCUCCCUGGCGCUGCCCUACUUGGCUGGCUGUCCUGUGCCAGCUGCUGCUUUGCCAAGUCACGCUACCGCCGGCCCUACCCGCUCCGGAGGAAGAUCUGCCAGCUGAUCCCCACCAGCAUGGCCUACUUCCUGGACAUCAGCCCUGUAGCCCACCGCCUGGCCACCGUACCCUGGGGACAGGACCCCGCUCUACCGCUCCACGCCCUGCAGAUGGCCUUCUUCCUGCUUGCAGCCCUCUUCUUCUCCUGCCCUGUUCCUGAGAGGUUCUUCCCGGGGCAUUGUGACAUCAUGGGUCAGGGUCACCAGAUCUUCCACCUCUUCCUGUCUCUGUGUACUCUGUGUCAGCUGGAGGCCCUUUUCCUGGACUAUGGCAGUCGGAGGGAUACAGUGCUGCAGUUGUAUGGGGAGAGGCAGCUGUGGUACGCCGGUGUAUCCUUCCUCGCCCUAGCACUAUGUAGUGCCCUGACCGCGGUUGUCAUGAGGAGGCAUGUACAGAGACGACUGGAGAAAGGUGAAACUGUGAAACAGUGA